AAAAACAAAAAACCACACACUAGUCAUUUAAAGACAAAAUGGCGUUUGCGAUAUCAAACCGAAACGCAGUCGCGUUUCUUGUGACGCUACUUUUAGUUUCCGUCACACCAUCUUCGUCCACACUACAACAAGAUUUCAUACAUUGCCUCGUCGACAACUCCGACAUGGCGUUCCCUAUAAGGGCGUCGUUUUUCUCACCCGACCAAAACGCUACUUUGUUUAAAGAAGAGCUUGAAUCGUCGGCACAAAAUCUCCGUUACUUGACGCCGUCAAACCCGAAGCCUGUGUUCAUAUUCGAGCCUUUGUACGAGACACACGUCCAAGCAGCCGUCGUGUGUGCCAAGAAGCUCCAGCUUCACAUGCGCCUACGUAGCGGUGGCCACGACUACGAAGGGCUUUCGUUCGUCGCUGAGAACGUAACGCCUUUUGUGAUCGUUGAUCUAUCGAAGCUUCGACAGAUCGACGUCGAUUUGGACAGUAACAGCGCGUGGGCUCACGCGGGUGCCACUGUCGGAGAGGUUUAUUACAGGAUCCAUGAGAAAAGCCAAACCCAUGGUUUUCCCGCGGGAUUAUGCUCCAGCCUUGGCAUAGGCGGCCACUUAGUCGGCGGAGCGUACGGUUCCAUGAUGCGUAAGUUCGGUCUCGGCGCCGACAACGUCCUCGACGCGAGAAUCAUCGACGCAAACGGCAAGAUCCUUGAUCGUGCAGCGAUGGGAGAGGACGUCUUCUGGGCUAUUCGCGGCGCUGGAGGCGGAAGCUUCGGCGUGAUCCUUGCAUGGAAGAUCAAGCUCGUUCCUGUUCCAGCUACUGUGACGGUGUUCACAGUCACGAAGACGCUUGAGCAAGAUGGGACAAGAGUUUUGUACAAAUGGCAACAAGUUGCGGACAAACUUGAUGAGGAUCUUUUCAUUCGUGUGAUUAUUCAGCCAGCGGGCAAAACCACCAAAACCGGAAACCGUACUAUCUCUACUUCGUACCAAGGACAGUUUCUUGGUGACUCAAACCGGCUAAUGCAGGUGAUGCAGAAGAGUUUCCCUGAGCUAGGACUAACCAACAAAGACUGCAUCGAAAUGAGCUGGAUCAAAUCAGUAAUGUACAUAGCCGGCUUCCCAAACAGCGCAGCACCAGAAGCUCUACUCGACGGAAAAUCACUCUUCAAGAACCACUUCAAGGCCAAAUCAGACUUUGUCGAAGAGCCAAUCCCCGUAGAAGGCUUAGAAGGACUAUGGAAGAAGCUUCUAAAAGAGGACUCACCGUUAACAAUAUGGAACCCUUACGGUGGCAUGAUGUCGAGGAUCUCUGAGUCAGAGACACCAUUCCCUCACAGGAACGGGACGUUGUUCAAGAUUCAGUGGCUAUCUACGUGGUCAGAUGGGAAGGCCAGUGAGGCGAGGCAUAUGGAGUGGAUAAGGGAUAUGUAUAGUUACAUGGAGCAGUUUGCGUCGAAGAAGCCGAGACGUGCGUAUGUGAAUUACAGGGAUCUUGAUUUGGGGGUGAAUGAGGGAGAGGGUGAUGCUAGAGAGUGGGGGGUAAAGUAUUUUAAGGGGAAUUUUGAGAGGUUGGUUAAGAUUAAGGGUGAGUUUGAUCCUGAGAAUUUCUUCAGGCAUGAGCAGAGUAUUCCGACAAAGAUUGGUUGAUGGAGUUGGAAGUCGUUGACUUUUAAAGUUCAGUAAAAUAAAAUAAAAAUGAUUAUAUAGAAAUGUUGUGGCUUUGGGUUUUGGCGUUGAAUGUAUUUGUGGUUUUUUUUGUCUUGUUAUAUUUUACUUAUGGUGAUCUGGUUUGGCUUUGUUUGAGAAUUAACUUUUGUUUUUGAAUUAAUAUAAUGUAUGCUUAAGAUUCUGAAUUCAAACCUUCUAAAUUUCG
Eruca vesicaria subsp. sativa (arugula) is the source of this 1863-nucleotide messenger RNA. NCBI's taxonomy places the organism in Eukaryota, Viridiplantae, Streptophyta, Magnoliopsida, Brassicales, Brassicaceae. The record is from the annotation of a GenBank genome assembly.